ACGCUUAAAACGAAAUUUAAGUUAAGGUUUGUAGGUAGACAGACACUGGUCUAAUAUCCAACGAGAAGCACCGAAUUAAUCUGAUCUCAGUUAGGUUCCCAUGUCGAUGAUAUUGAGGGCAUGGAAUUGGUAUCAGAAUAGCCUCUCCGUUCAUCCGGUGAGAACCCAAGUCGCCACCUCCGGCGUCCUUUGGGCCGUUGGAGAUGUCACUGCUCAGUACAUCACUCAUUCAGCAGCUGCAUCUUCAUCUUCUAAAAAGCGUCUUCAGUUAUCUGCCACUAAAGCAGCAGAUGAUAAAUUUGUCAUCGAUUGGAGACGUGUUGCUGUUACUAGUAUGUUUGGAGUUGGUUUUGUUGGUCCUGUUGGUCACUUCUGGUAUGAAGGCUUGGAAAAAUUCAUAAGUCACAAGCUUCAACUAAUGCCACAAACUGCGCGAUCCGUAGCUACAAAAGUUGCAAUGGACGGCUUGAUUUUCGGUCCAGUACAUUUGUUUGUUUUCUUUAGUUACAUGGGAUUGUCUGCUGGAAAGACUAUUCCUGAGGUGAAGGAAGACUUGAAGAGGAAUUAUUUCCCAGCCUUGGUUUUAGAAGGUGGUGUGUGGCCAAUUGUGCAGGUUUUUAAUUUUCGGUAUGUUCCUGUCAAGUACCAGCUUCUGUAUGUAAACCUGUUCUGCUUGCUGGAUAGUGCUUUCUUGUCUUGGUUGGAGCAACAGAAAGAUGCAGCUUGGAAAAAAUGGUUUCAACCAUUUCAUUCUGCAAAUGGAAAAGGUGGUAAAUUAUGAUGAAGAGACUGGAAACAACGGUUUACACCAUUUCAUAAUUUUUCCUGUGAUGUUUUAGAAAUUGUAACAGAUAGAUUCAUAGGUUGACUGUUUGUUUUUAUUCAGCCCCCAAGAUGUUCUUCAGUUUUAAUGAUAAUAUCUGAUUCCUGAUGAGAUUAAAAGAGUA
This is a messenger RNA of Medicago truncatula (barrel medic), 947 nucleotides long. RefSeq names its product protein SYM1. The coding region runs from base 101 to 781 and encodes 226 amino acids. The transcript is spliced from 3 exons. The record is from RefSeq and is a predicted model, not a curated record. Gene Ontology annotation, cellular component: membrane; cytoplasm. Lineage: Eukaryota; Viridiplantae; Streptophyta; Magnoliopsida; Fabales; Fabaceae.